Molecule: messenger RNA, 485 nt
Organism: Caenorhabditis elegans
Lineage: Eukaryota; Metazoa; Nematoda; Chromadorea; Rhabditida; Rhabditidae
Gene: E02H9.9
Product: TransThyretin-Related family domain
Exons: 4
Coding region: 18-419 (133 amino acids)
Source: RefSeq, marked reviewed
UUUUCCUCCAUUUCGCAAUGGUUUCCCAACACCUUCUCCUUACUUUUAUAUUCCUUAUUCCCGCUGUACUUGGAACUAGAUUCCAUUUUUCUGGCAAUUUAAUUUGCCCACUGCCAGUUUUCAACUAUCGUGUGGAGAUGCAUGAAGAGGAUACGUUCAAAGAAGUGGACGACAAGAUUGGAGAGACUGAUUGGAUGGUUUCAAGGAGGCCGAAUACGUACGAUGUUAUUGGAAAUGAUACUGACGACGGAGCUGAUAUUUUGCAGGAGUUUGAAAUCUACAUGCUCAUCAUCCACGACUGCAAUCCAAGUAGAAAUGUUAAGUCACUGAAAGUCGACUGGGGAACGUACAACAUUUAUCUUGCAACAGUCGACAAGACCAUGGAUGUUCAAAUUUACGACAGAGGAACGCAUAUUUGAAGUUUUAUUUGGGAUUUUUAUUAUUAAAUCUACAUUUUCUCUAUGAAUAAAGUUAAACUGCAAUUA